AUGCAGGAAAAUAUCAAAACCAAAAAAGGCAUGAAAAAAAUUAAAACGGACAAUGAUGUGUCUCAAAAAGACACAAGUUCUGAAGAAGAAUGGGAAGAGUCAGGAAGCAGUGGUGACGAUAUUGAUUAUUUAGGAGCUGACAUACCAGACCUUGAAAUACAUAAAACAGAUGAUUUGAAACCUGGUAAUUUCGGUGAAUUUUGUGGGCACAGGCAAAAGAAUUGUGCUCGAAGCUAUGGAGCAUGGUUUCACAAGGAGUGCUCAGGCUUGGAUAAUGAGGAUUUCUCUGCAUAUGAGCAAAGAAAAACGGUACAAAAAUGGGCUUGUGUUAGGUGCUCAAUUGGUGUCGGAAGGAAAUCCUUGUCUGGCAACACAGACCUGUCUGGAAAUGAUGAAAUUCCUAUCCCGAAUUCUAGCAGGAGAAGUAGUAUUGGAGUCCAUGUGCCUGUGCCCACACCCACACGUCGAAGCAAUAACUUGCGAGUGAUUGAUGAAGAUUUGGAUAGUUUUGAGAGUUUGUUUGACCUUCAGAAUCCUACCAAUUUGGACAUGAUGAGAGUCAUGAAGAGGAUGUAUAACGAGCUCAAAAACUCCAUCACUUUCAAUGGUUCAAUGAUGGAACAGUUGAAGGAGGGAAUUCAGGCUAUUUCUAGUGAAAAUUCGCGACUAAAGAAGGAGCAUAACCUGUUGAAAGCGCGAAUAAGGGAAUUGGAAAGAGAACUGGUCCACGUUAAAAGUUCUAAACGAGAUGUACCUAACGAGAGGAACAGAAAUAUAAUAAUCGUUGGCUUGAAGGGAGACGAAAAUGUAAACGCUGACGUUACAAAUACUUUCAAAGCGUUGAACAUCGUCGUACCAAGGGACGAGUAUACUGUGAAGGUAUUACCUAGCAAACAAUCUAAGAAACCUGUGCUUGUCUCGUUCACUGACGAGCAUAUGAGGAACAAUGUCCUAAAGCAACGAAAAACCAUUCAGCUUGACACCGAAAUUUGCAACAUAGCCGCUGACUCCAAAACGAGGAUUUAUGUGAAUCCGGACCUGUCGAAACACACUCGCGAUCUCUUUCUAAAGGCAAAGGAACUCAAGUCACACGGUUUCAAGUACGUAUGGUGUAAGGAUGAUAAUAUUUUGGUAAGAAAGAAUGAGGAGGACUCGGCAAUCAAAAUUAUCACGUCGGCGCAGGUUGAUAGUUUGAAGAAUGAACUUUAA
Messenger RNA from Ceutorhynchus assimilis (cabbage seed weevil), 1209 nucleotides. The record is from the annotation of a GenBank genome assembly. NCBI's taxonomy places the organism in Eukaryota, Metazoa, Arthropoda, Insecta, Coleoptera, Curculionidae.